ACAGACUCCAAGAUGACUGCGGUGGAAGUAAUAUCCGGCUACAAAUACUACGGCAAGGCGAACGAUCCGAACAAAAAGAUCGUUCUGAAUCAUCUCAACAUGAGCGUUACCCGCGGCUCGAUUUACGGACUUCUGGGUGCCUCCGGUUGCGGCAAAACCACACUACUGUCCUGCAUCGUGGGGCGAAAGUUUCUCAACGAUGGCGAAAUUAACGUGCUCGGUGGAACACCCGGCACAGCCGGUUCGGGCGUGCCAGGGCCCCGGAUCGGCUACAUGCCACAGGACAUCGCCCUCGUGGAGGAGUUCACAAUCAAAGAAACGAUCUACUAUUUCGGCAGAAUAUAUGGCAUGUCGAAGGAGAAGAUCCGCGAGCGGUACAAACUGUUGAAGCACCUGCUGGAGCUGCCCGGUGACGAUCGGUACGUCGGCAACUGUAGCGGUGGUCAACAGCGGCGGGUUUCGUUCGCUGCGGCAAUGGUGCACGAACCGGAGCUGCUCAUACUGGACGAACCGACCGUCGGGCUGGAUCCGUUGCUGCGCGAAAAGAUAUGGCAGUACCUAGUCGAAACGACGAGUACAAGCAAAAUGGCUGUGAUUAUAACGACACAUUACAUCGAGGAGGCAAAGCAGGCGGGUUUUAUUGGGCUGAUGCGGAAUGGCAUACUGCUGGCGGAGGACACACCGACCAAUAUCCUGGAGCGGUUCUCCUGCACGUCGCUCGAGGAAGCGUUUCUCAACCUCUGCCAGAAGCAUGGCCCCUCCGAGGAGGCCGACCGGACGACACACCAGACGCAAACGCUACGAGCGAUUGCGGGCGCGCAGGACCUUAAGAAGGUGAUACCGGCGCUGACGACGAACGAACAGAAGGCAAAGGACGGGGGAGGCUUGUUUGCGGAAAAGCGAAAACCACUCACCAGCACGAUCAAGGAGCUGGUUAGCUUCACGAACAAGCGGCGCAUGAAUGCACUGCUGUCGAAGAACUUCCUCCAGAUGGUCCGACAACCGGCCGGGAUGGUCUUCCUGUUCCUGUAUCCGAUAUUUCAGCUGGUAAGUUUCUACAUCGCGGUCGGCGGCAACCCGAAGGAUCUGCGGCUGGGGAUCGUGAACGACGAGCUGGCAAACAUUCGGCAGUGUUUCAACGAGUCGCUCAUAACCACCUACUACCGCGAGGACUACGACUGUGAUCUGUACAAAGUAUCGUGUAGAUUUUUGGAAAAACUCAACCGUAGUGUAGCGAUACAGGAAUACUACGACACGUACGAGGAUGCGUAUCGCGAUGCCCGGAAGGGCAAAAUUCUUGGGUUCAUACACUUCUCGGAAAACUUCACCGAGUCGCUGCAGGACGUGCGGGACAAUGUGCGGGACGCGGACUACGGUUCGUUCCACACGUCCGAGAUAAAGGUGUAUCUGGACAAAUCGGACCAGCAGAUUACGUUCUUCAUCGAGAAGAAGCUGCUGCAAACGUAUCGCGAGUUUGCCGAAAGUCUCAUGUCCGACUGCCGGUUGCCGAAGCAGCUUGCCAACAUACCGAUCACCUUCGAGACGCCCGUGUACGGCACGUUCGAUGAGGAGUUUACCGACUUCAUGGCACCGGGUGUCGUGAUGACGAUGAUCUUCUUUCUGGCUACGCUGAUUACGGCCACCAUCUUCAUCACGGAUCGGUUGGAGGGAGUAUGGGACCGAACGAUCGUGGCCGGCAUUACGGCACUGGAGCUACUGCUGGCACACAUUAUCACACAAACGUCCAUUAUGUUGCUGCAGUGUCUGGAAAUUAUUCUACUCGCCACAUUCCUCUUCGAUGCACAGAACCAGGGAAGCAACAUCACUGUCGUGGGCCUGUUGAUGCUUUUAGGCUUUGCCGGAAUGCUGUACGGUCUACUAAUAUCGAUCUUUUGUGAUGCACAUUCAACCGCGAACUUUAUGGCGACCGGUAGCUUCUAUCCCAUGAUCAUCCUGUGCGGUAUAAUGUGGCCCCUGGAGGGUAUGCCUCAGUAUCUGCAGUACGUUGCAUACUGCUUCCCCUUCACCAUUCCAUCGAUAGCGGUGCGGAACGUUCUAACCAAGGGUUGGAGCAUCACCAACUCGCAAGUGUACAUGGGAUACGGUGCGGUGGGCGUAUGGAUCAUAAGCCUACUAUUACUGUGCCUGCUGGGAUUGAAGAUCAAGAAAUAG
Messenger RNA from Anopheles marshallii, 2172 nucleotides. Its product is annotated as ABC transporter G family member 20. Bases 13 to 2172 code for a protein of 719 amino acids. Gene Ontology annotation, molecular function: ATP binding; ATP hydrolysis activity; ABC-type transporter activity. Lineage: Eukaryota; Metazoa; Arthropoda; Insecta; Diptera; Culicidae. Gene Ontology annotation, cellular component: membrane. The transcript has 10 exons. The record is from RefSeq and is a predicted model, not a curated record.